AUGAAGUUAAUCAAAUCGAUUCAACUUUUCACUACGCUCAUUCUUAUCUUACAAUUCUUUAAUAUAAUAUCCGCGGAAUUUUGUUUAGACGCAGUUGAUUCUAUCGAUUUUGAGAAAAGAGUUAUCACACCAUGUAGAUAUGUAAAGGAAGCAAAAAGAUCAAUUUCUAAAAGAAAAAACGACAAAAAUAUGUUUGAAAUUUCUGGUUUCCGAUGUACAAGCAAUGUCUCGGAUGAAUGUGAAAAAGUUAAAAGUACUUUUGAAGCUGCUGGACAGAUUAUCUCGGAUGCUUUUUACUUUAACACACCUGUAUUAGUUAAUGUUAGUUUCUUCAGUUUUUGCGAAGAAUUGAAAGAUUGUCCUAAUAAUACUGUUCAUAUUGGUGCGGCUUCCCCGAAAAGAAGUAUUCUAAUGGGUGACGAUGAUGAUUUAAAUAGAUUUUAUCCUCAAGCACUCGUGAAACAAUUUAAUUUAGAAUCUCAUCCAGAAUUUUUACCAUCAGAUAUAACAGCGAAUUUUAAUACUGAUGUAAAAUGGUACUUCGGAGGUAAAGAUCCAAUUAAAAAAACUGAAUUGGAAUUGCUUCCUGUAGUUUUACAUGAAUUAAUGCAUGGUUUAGGUUUUAGAAGUAAUUGGGGUACUUGGGUGGGAACUGAAGGAGUUAUACCUUUCCCAAUAUUCUCAGAAGGUUCAAACCAAACUUUAAUCUUUAAUGGAUUUAUCGAAUAUUGUUUUGAUAAAUAUUUGGUACUUUUAAACCCCGAUUGUAAAGAUUAUAAACCUACCUCAUUGGUUACCAAAGAAUUUAAUAAUUUUUCUGGUGGACCAGGUUCCAAAUUUAAUAAUACCACUGAAUUCAUAAUAGAAUUUAAAAAUUCAACCCAAUUUAAUUAUUACGGUAAAAAAAUGUUAAACAUAACAACGAAACCUAAAGAUUACGGAUUUCAAAUCUAUGCUGAGGAUGCAUUAAUUUUAGAAACUAGUUAUGAUCCUUUUUCUCAAGGAGUUAGUAUAGUUCAUGUAGAUCAAUCCACAUAUCAAAAUUCUAGUGACUUUUUAAUGAAAGCAAGUUUUCGUUUUGGGGAAACUAUGGAACAAAUUAUAAAAGAUUUUGGAGAUUCUAAAUACGGACCAAUUGGACCAAAAUUGAGAAAGGUUAUGGAAACUUUAGGUUAUGAAUCAAAAAAUAAUCCUAACCCAUAUCGACCUUCCGAACCUAAAUCUUUAGGAUUCCCAUUAACAACUGUCAUAAUUGAACCUUUAGAUGAAAUUCAUAAUUUACCAUCUGUUUCUUCAAAUAUUUUACCUAUUUCAAAUAAUUCUUUAAAUAUUUCAACUAUUUCUUCAUCAAAUAUUUCAUCUAUUUCAACUACUACUUCUAAUUUAAAUCUUCCUAUGGUUAUCGAAAAUAACCAUAAUCAUAAUCUUCAUCAUCAUCUACCAAAGAGCACUUCUUAUUCUAAACAUAAUAUUUCAUCAUCAUCUACUAAAAAUAUCAAAUCUUUAACACAUGAUGAUAAUUCUAUUAUCACAACUAGUGUUCCAUUACCAUUAUCAUUAUCCUCUUCUUCUUCAAAAAAUAAGACAAAUAUACAACAACAACAGCAGACAUCACCGAUGAUGGAAGAUUCUUUUCCUUCUUCAAGAAAAUAUUCUUUACGAUCUCGAACAAUUAUGAUUCCUACACCAUUAUCAUCAUUGCAACAAAAGACAUAUCGUAAAAUUUCUAGUAAUCCUAAAUUACAUAAUGCUUUGGCCGAAGCUAAUGAAUUAUCACCAUUACCUCAAAAUUCUCCUAUCCUUUUAGCAACAGAUCAAUUACUAAUGGUCGUGAAUCAUUUAUCCUUAUUAACUCUCCCUUUUUCGUCUUCUUCUCCUCUUUCUGGUUUAUCACAUACAAAUUUAAAGAUAGGAAUUGCACUUCCUCAAGGGAAAAUGAUGGAAAUUUUUAAAGAUUUUUUAGAUUCAAAUGGUCAUAAUUAUACGGUAAUUCAUGAAUCAAAAUCAAUAAAUUAUGGCAAGAUUUUAAUUGAUGAUGAUAAAAAUUGUGAACGAAUGACUUUAGUAUUAUUUUCAACUGGUAUAUCAAAUGAGAAUGAAGAUUUACCAAUUCUUGAUCUUGUCAUUGCAUUUGAUGCAAGUUUUAUACCUCAAAUACAUUUAUGGAAAUCAAGAUCUAACAUAAACAUUCCAAUAAUUAGACUUGUAUCAAAGGACACUAUUGAACAUGCUCUUGUAUCUAAAUUUGAUUUAAAUGGUGUUUGUGAUAAAAUUAUUAAUUGGGCGAAAGGUGGUUUAAUAGAAGAAUUAACUUUUGAUAUGGAACAUUCUGUGGAAAAAGUUUUAUGUCAAGAUGGUGAAUUAAUGCAAAUAGUUGAAGAAGAAACUUCACCAAAAUCAAAAAUCAAUAAUAAUUCAAAUAAUGAAAUUGGAUUCAAAAAUAAUAUUGUGGUUGAGAGAAAAAAACCAUCGACAAAUUUACUUAGAAGAAGAAUUAUUUCUCUUGAAGAGAAUGAAAUUAAAGAAACUAUUGAAGAAUGGAAGAAAAAAUAUAAUGAAUUAUUAGAAAAAUCAAGGAAACGUGAAGAAAUUAUUAUCCAACUUCAACAAGAAAAUGAAAAAUCAAGAAAACAAGAAGAAAUUAUUACCCAACUUCGACAAGAAAAUGAAAAAUAUUGUGUAUCGAUAAAUAAACUUAGUUCCGAACUUUCUAUUCAAGAACAAUUAGAUGAAAAAACACAAUUUCUCUCAAAACUCAAACAUGAUUUAGAAAUUAAGGUGGAAGAAAAUGAAAAAUUGAAAAAAGAUUUAGAAACAAGUAAAUCUAGCAUUAAAUCAUUAAGAAGUCAACUAAAAGUAUCUAGCGAUGAGUCAUCCGCUCUUCGAUUUGAACUUCGAACCAGUGGAGUGUUGGGAAAAUCUUCUUCUCGAAAAUCCGAAAUCGUUGGUGAUCAAAUUAGAUUGUUAACCGGUGAAAAUGAAUCUUUACGUUUACAAUUAGGUGAAGGGGAUGAAACAGUGGAAGAUGACCAAAAUAAUUCAUUUAAACAAACUACUGUACCAAAAUGUCCUUACAAUUUUGAAAAAUGUAAAAAAUCUACUACUGAGAAUAUGAAUGAGAUCAAAUUGAUUGGUAAUGAAUUUAAAGAUUUUUCUUUCAAAGAUUAA
Molecule: messenger RNA, 3168 nt
Organism: Diversispora eburnea
Lineage: Eukaryota; Fungi; Glomeromycota; Glomeromycetes; Diversisporales; Diversisporaceae
Source: the annotation of a GenBank genome assembly